AGACGUGCAGCGAUGCACACGCGAGUAGUUUAUUUUUAUCAAUUCUAUUAUUCUAGACGUUCUUUAAAUCGAAUAACAUGGUACCAAGAUGUAGUGCUCUUAUAGUGGUGCUCAUAGCGACGCAUCUACUAGUCUCAACGGUUGCCGAAAAUUUGUUUCACUUUUCGUCUUACAAGAAAAACUGGUUCCAAGCAAACGAGUACUGCCACCAGCGCGGUAUGCGCUUAGCAAUCAUCGACUCCCCGCUCAAACACGAGAUGGUCGUUCGGGAAGCUAAAGCCACUCAGUCGCAUCCGCAGGCGUACUUUGGUGGAUGGCUCGGUGCCAGUGACUUGGGACUGGCCGGAACGUACAUUUGGCACGGAACCGGCAAUAAGGUGGCAUACGCCAAAUGGAAACCAGGAGAGCCGAGCGGUGUCGACGAGCACUGCGUGGUGUUGCACUACUGGCAAGAUAUGGGUUUCAUGUGGACCUGGAACGAUGGACACUGUGUUACGGAGCUGACGGCGAUUUGCGAGCCAAUAGAGAACGUUUCAUGUAUUGAGCAGUUCAAGUGAGCUAUUUCGUUUGGGCGUUGAAAGUUAUAUUAUACGAUAUUAAAACCUGUGUAAGUUCAAUCAUUCCAUUCAUGUUUACGUUUCGUAUGAUAAUAACCAUAAAAAGUUCAACAAAAAGUGAGCAAAAUCUAUAAAACAUGAGAAGUUUUAUCCAUCGCAAACAAUUUGUAUCCUAUUCAUUCUAUAUUAUUUUGUAUGUAAAUUUGAGAAAUUUCUACGGAAAUUUCACUUUUUUGUGCAUCGUAUAGGGAUGGAAAGGGAUAUAGGAAUCCCUAGGAUUUUUUACAGUGAUUCCUUUAGAACUCAUCUUGGGAUUUCACAGGAAUUCCUCUCCGUAUUCUUACUGGAAAUUCACUUCAGAUUCCUUUGAGAAUUUUUGUUGGAAUGUCGUAGUGGAAUUCACAAAAAAAUCUUGCCGGGGUUCCUCAAGCAACUCCUGCUGGAAAUAUCCUGGGACAACACACGAAUAGAUCGGACUUAAACUGUCAUUUUAAAAAUGUGGGGGGUGGAAGCUCAGGUAAAAUAUUAUCUCCUGGGCGCCUAUUAAAAACACCACCCCCGGCGAAGACUGGCGCUCGAGCCUAUCUAUUUAGCACUGUAGUUGGAGGAAAUGCCAAUGCAGAACCCGUAGCUUCCGGGAAGGUAAGCCCAGCUCCCUGGGUUAGGGGCUGUCCAUAAACCAC
Aedes albopictus (Asian tiger mosquito) is the source of this 1240-nucleotide messenger RNA. RefSeq names its product low affinity immunoglobulin epsilon Fc receptor. Lineage: Eukaryota; Metazoa; Arthropoda; Insecta; Diptera; Culicidae. The coding region runs from base 78 to 557 and encodes 159 amino acids. Gene Ontology annotation, molecular function: signaling receptor activity. The record is from RefSeq and is a predicted model, not a curated record. The transcript is spliced from 2 exons.